AUGACAUGUUUCAAAAAACUUCCCGAGGUCGUUAUGACCUUAGUAAUUUGCCUUUUUGUUGCAUUUGAUGCACAACCUAUUCCCAAUCUAGCUCCACGUCAAUCAAUUCCUCCUAAUCCAAAUAUGGUUAUAGGUCAAACUAUUUUUCUAGACAAGUUUUGGGAUAAAUUACCACCAUCACCAUCAUCUUCUUCAGGUCAAGGUUUCUGGUCUCCGACGAUUAAUCUUAGUUGGAUGUGGAUCAAUUGGCCUGAUUAA
Molecule: messenger RNA, 258 nt
Organism: Ambispora gerdemannii
Lineage: Eukaryota; Fungi; Glomeromycota; Glomeromycetes; Archaeosporales; Ambisporaceae
Source: the annotation of a GenBank genome assembly